CUUGAAACUUUGAUGGGCUGAAAGGAUUUAGGCUUUCGUGGCUCGGGCUUCUAAUAUUUAUCUGGAUUUGGUGUCUUGAAUUUUCUUUCCAUGAUCUUUAACUUUUUUAAAUAUUGUCUGACUUUCUUCGUUGUUUUUGAUCUGUUUCGGUAUAACAGAGAGACUGAAAAGGAUAGACAUAAACAGGAAGUGCUGACUGUUACUUUCCAUAUAUCAACAUCCUUUAUGUUGCAUGAACACUUAAGAAUGGGUGCCAUGUCCAUGUCAGACACUUCAAUUUUUUAAACGAAUUUGUGUGAAACACCUUGGCCAUGCUGUGCCCUUCCCUUGUCUGUGUAGAAUAGUGUAAUGGCUAUGCAUUUGCAUGAAGUUUCAUAUUGUGCACGGGAUGUGUAGUGGCUAUGCAUUUUACGUUGCCAUUGAGGAAAUUGGCGUUUGGUUGGGAACAGGGCGGAUGAUUGUCAUGUUACUGAAAGUUCUGCUGAUAUCUAGCCAUUUCUUGCUUAGUCUUUUCACAUAGAUUUUAAUUCCCUUUCCCCUGAAUGUUUGCAAUUGGCAGGGUGCUGCCAAUCUAGAUGACACAGAAUGACAAGACUGCAAGCUAUGUAUAUUGAUUUUCGUUUUAAAGUCUAUUAGGAGGUUAUUAUGUUGUCUGAAUAAGUGCCUCUGCGGGUGGAUCUUUUAUUAUUUUAGUGUCGCCAAAGGGAAAAUUUUUCUAUUGUUUGGUUAUGUGAGCAUUGAAAUCUUUCAAUUGGAGGAGCCAUUGCAGCCAAUUUAUCAUUGUUGUGGUUGACUGUGUUGGAAUGAGCUUACAGUUCUCAAUAUUCUAGAAAAGUAUUUCCAAUUGAAUCAACCCUUCAUUGGAAUUAGAUCUUUGGUGGUACUAGGCUGAGUCUACUUUCCUUAAUGACAGUUUCCUGAAGGUGCAUCCUUUUUGGUGCAAAAUGCAUCUUUUAUAAGCCUGAUGUAUCCAGUCAUGAGUUAGUUGAGAAACGAAGAAAUGGAGGCAAAGUUAAGGAUAAUCUUUCAUUAGUCUCAUAAACCUUCUCUUGUCAGGAUUGGAGGAAAAAAAAUAAAAUGACAAGGUUGAACUUCUUCCAUUUCCUGUCUUUUCUUCUAACAUCUUCUAUUGACUCUUAGUAUACAAGCAUAGGAUCCGGUGCUCCAUAAUAACUUUAUUUAUUUAUUUUGGCAGCUCCAAACUAUGUCCAUGUUGUAUGGCUAUAGGAUUUCUUUGUAUGCUUUUGAGAGUAUACUUGUUAAUGUCAUCAUUGCUGAUUUGUUUGUCCUAUUGAGUACCAAAUGCUAUCACGUAGGCUUUACUCAAGGUAAAUUGCAAAGAUAACAAUAUACUGUCAAGGGAUCUGUAUCUGUUAAACCCAAAUAGGUCGAAACAUAAUCUCUCUCUAGAUAUGAAAUUUAUAAUAUGUGCAUCGUGGAGCUUCAUUGCAUUUCCUUGUGCAAUCCAAUCAUCUGGAUAUUAGGGAUGGGUAUUUUUGAAGAAUCGAAAUAUAUAUGAAUAUGACGAUUUUCUAACUACUGUUUACACUAUAAUUGUUUUAAAGAAGCAUACUUAACAUACCUGUCAUCAUGUCUGCUAUUUGAUUGUGUUGGGACCCAAACACUCCCUCCGAACCCAACUGUAGGAGUGGAGAAGGCCACCACCGAACAGCAUUUCACUAGAAGACAAAGAGGCUAGCGUGACACGCGGCAGAGUCUCCCAGAGUUAGUUACACUCAGAGCCUCCCAGAGUUAGUUACACUGCCGCCAGAAGAUAUUCUCUCCAUGAUUGCAUACAUGAGGUUAAGCCACCUUCGAAGGGGCUUCCGAGGUGAGCGGUAACUCAUCAGAUUGCUGCACUAAAAUGGGUUUCAGAUCUUUUGUAUGGACGGCUGUUUCUUAUCAACUAAAGGACAGACUUAAGUUGUCACCCUCGGCUUCGCAGUUUGUAUUUUCAGUUGCAUAUUUCCCAUGGAGUAUAAAACCAUUAUAUGGGAUAUUAUCAGACUGCAUCCCUAUAAGAGGAAGGAAACGACUCCCAUACUUGAUCAUUGCAACUGUACUCUCUGUAUUACCAUGGCUAAUUCUAGGGCUGAAAGCAUCUCUGGGAAGGUCAAUGGGACUUCUCAUGAUCUUCUUAACAACUCAAAACAUAGGCUCAGCCAUGGCAGAUGUUGUGAUUGAUGCAAUGAUCGCUGAGGCUGGACGGUUUGAGAGAGCAGCCUUUACUGGAGAUCUCCAGUCAAUGUCUUGGUUUUCAAUGGCCCUUGGAGGAAUAUGCGGGAAUUUGUUGGGAGGAUAUGCAUUAAAGAACUUACAGAUACCUACAAUUUUUCUCCUUUUCUCUGCAUUUCCAACCAUACAGCUCUUAUCAUGUGGUUUGGUUAAGGAGGAUUCUGUAGGCACCAAAAAUUUUCCAGGUCUUGCUAACCUAGAAAGAUCUCAUAAUGGUGGUAUUUCAGAUGCAGAUAUCUCCACAGUCAAGAAGCAUAGUUUCACCACUUCAAGGAGAAAAAAGAGCCAUAAAAGCAGAAAAAAAAGGACAAUUGUCACAAGUAGAUCUGAGAAUCUAGCUAAAGAUGGCUCCUCAGUUGCAUGGUGGUUUCAAUCUCUGAAAUCAGCGCUUUAUAGUUUGUGCAAGACGUUUGUGCAACCUGAUAUUUUGAGACCAAUGGCGUGGUUUUUCUUAGCCCAUAUUACCAUUCCAAACCUCUCAACAGUCAUGUUCUACUACCAGACUGAGUGCUUGCACUUGGAAGCAUCUUUUCUGGGGACUGCACGUGUUGUUGGAUGGCUAGGACUUAUGGUUGGAACAUUCACUUACAAUCACUACUUGAAAUGCAUGAAAUUGAGAAGAACUCUCAUGUUGGCUCAUGUUCUUCUGGCUACCUCAAAACUUUUUGAUGUUGUCUUGGUAUCUCGAUCAAAUCUUGCAUUUGGCAUAUCAGAUAAUCUUAUGGUGCUUGGCGGAUCUGCGCUUUCUGAUGCAAUAAAUCAACUGAAGUUGAUGCCGUUCCUGAUCCUUUCUGGAAAGUUAUGUCCACCGGGGAUUGAGGGGACCUUGUUUGCCCUCUUCAUGUCUAUAAACAAUCUUGGUACAACAUUAGGAUCGUUCUUAGGUGCUACUGUGGCCUCAGCACUGAACAUAUCAUCUGGCUCUUUCGACAACCUUCUACUGGGGAUCAUCAUCCAAGUUAUUGGCAUUUUCAUCCCAAUUGGCUUCUUGUUUUUGAUACCCAAGGAAACUACAGGGAUUUCAACUUAGAUAAGAAAAGUUGCUUGACUUUUUCUUCACUUUUGGAAAGUCACUGUCCCAUGUAUAGAAAAAGAGAGUUCUAGCAAUCUCUGCAUUGUUGUUCUCCAGAUGUCAGGGCACACACCACAUACAACAUACAGACAAUUGGGAUUAUCCUGCUCCCUGAUAAUUUCCCAUCUAUCAUCCAGCAAUAGCAUGGGUAAUUCUUUUAAAGGAUAGAUGAAUUUCUGGGACACAAGAAUCAGACUGGCAAGGAGCAGUUAAACCACCAACUAAAUACUUCAUUUGGGACAAUCUAUUGGCAACUAUUAGAAUCUGGGAGUCGUUCUAGUAAACAAUUUAUUAGACUUAAUAGAGCAUCUGAUUCAUAUUAAUAUCGUCUUUGACUUUUUACAGAAGUUAGCUUGCUUAUGCAGUCCAAGUGAAAGGGGUGAUAACCCUUGAAUCUUAUGGAGCAUAUAUAGCAUGUCCUCCUAAACGUCCAUGGACUUGCUGAAAUAGCCGGAUGGUCACCUUCUACUUUCUUUUGGGGAGUUGGCAUUUUUCCAUAUGUACACAUCUGAUACUGCCAACAUGCUCAUUUUUUGCUUAUUUUUAGAGUUUUGAGAAAUAUAUUUUACAUGGAGAAGAUUAGAACUCAAUGUUGUCCUCUAAUCCUUCAAGCUUUAUCUUUUUCUUUUUGUAUAUUUGCUUUCUUAAUGGCCACCGGGAGGAAAAGUUGAUUGCA
Messenger RNA from Nelumbo nucifera (sacred lotus), 3983 nucleotides. NCBI's taxonomy places the organism in Eukaryota, Viridiplantae, Streptophyta, Magnoliopsida, Proteales, Nelumbonaceae. The record is from RefSeq and is a predicted model, not a curated record.